AUGCACUUCACAGGCUCCUCCUUGUCUCCUUGAUUUGACAUUCCCGCCUCCUGUAAGCUGUCAUCCUCUGUUGGCAUUUGUAUGUGGUGUAAGCACUUGCAAGGGAAGAAAACCUCACUUCAUCUCUCAGGAGGGAUCCAAGGUGUUAUGGGAACUGAGCACUCAAAGAACGAGGGGCAAAGAAGCAUGUGUUUUAUGAGGAGAGGUACAAAGCUGCCUGCAUGGGAAGAUGCUCUUCUCUCAGGGAAAGAGCCUAAGUCACUGCUGAAACAGGGAUUGCGUUAUGUCAGCUUGAGCCUUAUAAUGAAAGGGAUGACCAGCACACCUGACUUCGUGUGGGGACUGCCUGAGGUGCAGAAACUGAACCUUUCACACAACCAGCUGGUGGUGAUUCCUCCUUCACUGGGGAAACUGGACAGGCUAGUAGUGCUGAACUUGGGUGACAACUGUCUCAAGUACCUGCCUAAAGAGAUUGGGCUGCUGAGGAACCUGAAGGUCUUGUUCAUCAAUAUGAAUUGCCUGACAGAAGUGCCAGCAGAGCUCAGCUUGUGCAGGAAGCUGGAGGUUUUGAGCCUCUCACACAACUGCAUCUCUCAACUGCCUUUGAGCUUCAGCGACCUGACAAGUCUGAGGAAACUGAACCUCAGUAACAACAGGUUUGUGCAAAUUCCCCUCUGUGUUUUUGCACUAAGGAAUUUAGACUUUUUGCACCUGGGGUCCAACAGGCUUGAAAAUAUUGCGGACAGUGUCCAGUACCUGGUCAAUCUGCAAAUCUUUAUCAUAGAGAAUAACAACAUACGCAAUCUGCCACGAUCUCUCUGCUUCAUCACCACUCUGGAAUUACUAAAUGUUGAUUACAAUGCUAUACAGACUGUCCCAGAUGACCUCUACCUGCUGCACCAGCUGCCACGCAUUGCAUGGAACCCAAUGGACAAAGGUCUCCACAUCACCCACAACCCUUUGUCCCGGCCUCUGCCUGAGAUCAUAGAAGGGGGGCUGGAUGCCCUCUACACCUAUCUCAGGAAUAAAAAGGAGCACAACUGA
Messenger RNA from Melopsittacus undulatus (budgerigar), 1044 nucleotides. RefSeq names its product leucine rich repeat containing 30 (gene LRRC30). Gene Ontology annotation, molecular function: protein binding. NCBI's taxonomy places the organism in Eukaryota, Metazoa, Chordata, Aves, Psittaciformes, Psittaculidae. The record is from RefSeq and is a predicted model, not a curated record.